GUGUAUGUGUAUCUAUUUUCUCCUCCAAACAUGUUUUGACCCGCUCGUAACCCCCCUUGACUAUCAUCAUCUCAUUCCAUACGCUACAAAAGGAUGAUGUUUAGUCAAACCUUUUUAACACACAACAAAGAAAUUAACAAAUAGACGCGUCUUUGAAUUCCAUACACAACAACAACAUAACAACAAAUCUACCAAUUUAAACCUUUAUCUAUACACACCCACAAAACCAACCAAAUCAAAAAACACCUCUACCAUGACACGCUCAACAUUGUUAACACUAAUCAUCCUCACAACCUUCAUCUCCAACACACUAUCGCAACAAGAAUACGUUGGUCUCAAACAACCAGACUGUGAUCACAUAUACAACUCAACACUAGGCAACAUUUGCAACAGCGUCAACUCAUGUCAAUCCUACCUCACCUUCAACUCAAACCCUUCAUACAACACAUCCACUUCCAUUUCCAACCUCCUCAACGCUUCAUCCUCCCUCGUUUCCCAGUCCAACAACAUCUCCACCCUCCAAAUCAUCCCCUCCAACACAAUCAUAACCGUCCCCGUUACCUGUUCCUGCUCCGGUAACAACAAAUACUACCAACAUAACGCUACCUACACUUUGAAUACCCUCGGUGAAACGUAUUUCUCUGUCGCUAAUUACACCUACCAGACUCUUACCUCAUGUCAAGCUCUUAUAGCUCAGAAUCCUUACGGUAUUCGAAACCUCACUGUUGGUCUCAACAUAACAGUUCCUCUCAGAUGUGCUUGUCCCACCAAGAAACAAACUGAUCAAGGCUUCAAGUAUCUUCUCACCUACUUGAUCUCUGAUGGUGAUACGGUUUCUUCCAUUGCUGAUAUUUUCGGCGUUGAUCAACAAAGCAUUCUUGAUGCUAACGAGCUUUCUUCUACUUCCACUAUUUACGCUUUCUCACCACUUUCAGUCCCUCUCAAAACCGAACCACCCAAAAAAAUAACAAGAGCAGCUUCACCUCCGGAGUCUCCUCCACCUCCACCGCCAGUAGACAGUGGUUCCUCCUCUUCCAAGAAAUGGAUCAUUGUCGGUGUCGUGGUUGGGGUUGUUGUAUUGCUUCUGGUGAUUCUUGCUGUGUUUUCCCUCUGUUUCUAUAAACGGAAGCAGCCGCCUAAGCUACCACCGCCGGCGGUUCAGAAAUUAUGGGACUCUAACGCCAAGAAGACUACCUCAACAACUCAAUCUUGGUCUCUUUCUUCUGAAGGGAUUCGUUAUGCGGUUGACUCGUUGACUCAGUACAAGUUUCAAGAAUUGCAAAAUGCAACCAUGUUUUUCAGUGAAGAGAACAAGAUUAAAGGUUCUGUAUAUAAAGCUUCCUUUAAAGGUGAUGCUGCUGCGGUUAAGAUUCUGAAAGGUGAUGUUUCUUCCGAGAUAAACAUUUUGAAGAGAAUUAACCAUGCUAAUAUUAUAAGGUUGUCUGGUUUUUGUGUCUACAAAGGUAACACUUAUCUUGUUUAUGAGUUUGCUGAGAACAAGUCUCUUGAUGAUUGGCUUCACUCCGAGGAUUCGAAUUCUACGUGUUUGAGUUGGUUUCAGAGAGUUCAGAUUGCUCAUGAUGUUGCUGAUGCACUUAACUACCUUCAUAAUUAUGCUAAUCCACCUCAUGUUCAUAAGAAUUUGAAAACUGAAAAUAUUCUUUUAGAUGGAAAAUUUAGAGGUAAAGUUUCAAAUUUUGGGUUGGCGAGAGUUAUGGAGAAUGAUAGUGAUGAAGGUUUUCAAUUAACAAGACAUGUUAUAGGAACUCAAGGUUACAUGGCUCCUGAAUAUAUUGAGAAUGGUUUGAUUACUCCAAAGAUGGAUGUUUUUGCAUUUGGUGUUGUGAUUUUGGAGCUUCUUUCUGGAAGAGAAGUUGUUGGUGGUGACAAGAAUAACGGUUUGGGGGAUCAGCUUUUAUCUUCAACUGUGAAUCAGGUUCUUGAAGGGGAGAAUGAUAGGGAGAAGCUUAGAGGUUUCAUGGAUCCAAAUUUAAGAGAUGAAUACCCUAUGGAUCUUGCAUAUUCUAUGGCUGAGAUUGCCAAAAGAUGUGUUGCUCGUGAUCUGAAUUCGAGACCAAAUGUUUCUGAAGUUUUUAUGGUUCUGUCUAAGAUUCAAUCCUCGACAUUGGAUUGGGAUCCAUCGUCUAGAUCUGUUAGCCAAGUUUCUGAUAGUUGAUAUUUUUUUAUCAUUGGAUAAGUGUUCUAGAGUUUAUUCCAUCUUUAUACAUGAAGAGUGUUAGUUGUUAGAGUAUACAUGCAGAUAUUUUAUGUUUGGCCUAUUUGGUAUCAGGUUUCAUGCAUUGAUGAUUAUUUUGCUAUUAGAAUACAGAAGUCCACACUUUGAGCUUGUACAUUAUUGUUUAGUCUGUUAUUCUUUAACAUAAAAACGAUAUUUCGGUACUCAAUUUGUUAUUCAUUACUAGCUUAACAGCAUAUUUUAAUUGAUUUAUGUAAAGCCUCGAGAAAAGUGAAUGGCAUGCCUGCAAGGUCUUGGAUCUUGUACAUGCAUACAAGCAGUGAAAAAUGUAUCUCUUAUGUUUUAUUGAUGACUAUUGCCAAAAGGGUUAGACCUAUUUUCUUCUUGAAAAUUAGAAGCAUUGGAAUGUUUCAAAACUUUCAAAAGGUUGUUGGAAGGGGAAGCACAGGAACUCAUCAACUAUUUCUGACCGGAUAGAGGAAGAGAGUUUAACUCUUUCAAAUUCAAAUUGUUCUGUGAAAAGGAAGGAUUGAAGAGACAAUAUACCAUUGCAUAUACAGCACACCAAAAGGGAAUAGCAUAAUGCAAAUAGAGAAUGAUGGUAAACAUGGAUUGCCACAUGAUAUGUGCAGAGAAAGAGUUUUUAAAUUGUUUUAGGAUGAAGUUGUAAACUGGAACUAGUAAAUCACCGGUGCU
Vicia villosa (hairy vetch) is the source of this 2893-nucleotide messenger RNA. RefSeq names its product protein LYK5-like. Gene Ontology annotation, biological process: protein phosphorylation. The record is from RefSeq and is a predicted model, not a curated record. NCBI's taxonomy places the organism in Eukaryota, Viridiplantae, Streptophyta, Magnoliopsida, Fabales, Fabaceae. Gene Ontology annotation, molecular function: ATP binding; protein kinase activity. The transcript has a single exon. The coding region runs from base 254 to 2176 and encodes 640 amino acids.